Molecule: messenger RNA, 1835 nt
Organism: Medicago truncatula (barrel medic)
Lineage: Eukaryota; Viridiplantae; Streptophyta; Magnoliopsida; Fabales; Fabaceae
Product: flowering time control protein FCA
Exons: 15
Coding region: 200-1696 (498 amino acids)
Molecular function (GO): RNA binding; protein binding
Source: RefSeq, a predicted model, not a curated record
CACCCUCAAAAAACAGUAAAGAGUAAACUAGGCUCGUUGGGCGCCGAGGAAAUUAGUGGAGACAGAGCAGCGGCAAGUGGAGGAACUGAAAAGGGCAAAGGUAAAAUCGUUUAUAUUCAACUUCAGGCUAUACUACCACCACCACCUUCUACUAGUAAGUGCGCGGUGUUCAAGUUGCCUCUGAGUGAGCGAGUCAACUAUGCUGGAUAUUCAUCAAGAACAAAGGGUCAAUUUCACCGGAGACCCAACAAACUCUCAAUUCCCCCACGACUUCGUCAAUGUCAGCGGCAAUGGUAACAUAGCCGCCGUUGAUUCUGGAUUUCCUCCUCCUCCCCGACCGCCCCCUAAUCAUAAUUAUCCCAUCCCUCGCAAACGACAAUGGGGACCUCCUCAAGAUCAAGUCGAUGUUACGGGUCAUGUUAAAGUUUACGUUGCACCUGUUCCCAGAACUGCAUCUGAGGCUGAUGUCCGCCUUGUGUUCCAAGGAUAUGGAACUAUUGUCGAGGUUGUUCUUUUAAGGGAUAAGGCAACUGGAGUUCGACAAGGAAGUUGUUUGGUGAAAUAUUCAACAUUUGAUGAAGCGGAUAUGGCUAUUAAGGCUUUAAGCAAUCAGUAUACAUUUCCUGGAGAAUCAUCACCUGUUGUUGUCAGAUUUGCCGAUCGAAAACGUGAACGUUUUGGGCUUCGAGACUUCUGUCAAAACAUGGAAAGGAGAGAUCCUCCCGAAGUGGUGGGUAAAGUUUAUGUUGGUUGCAUCAACAAUGAAGCUUCAAAACAGGAAAUUGAAGAAAUAUUUUCCCCUUACGGGCAUAUAGAAGAUGUCGUCGUCUUGCGGAAUCGCGGAUAUGGUUUUGUCAAAUUUUAUAACAGAGAGAUGGCGUUGGCAGCAAUCAAAGGGUUGGAUAGAACAUUCACGAUGAGAGGUUGUGAUCAACCAUUAAUUGUUCGUUUUGCGGAACCGAAGAAACCUAGGAUGGGAGAAUUAAGGGGCAAUUACUUACCUGCGAAUGCAAGUUAUGGUCCCAGUUCCCAAGAACCAGCAGCUUGGCCACUACCAAAUUUUUGUGAUCCCAAUACUGGAGGAAGUAAUAUGCAUAUUGCUCCACAUCAUUCCAGACUUCCACACCAGCAAGUUAAUGCUCAUAUUCCCAACUGGCAACCUGUUGCUACUGUUGUACAGCAACAAUUUCCACCCCAACACGUACAUUCACAAUUGACUUCGAUGCCUUUACGGCCACUUCAAGCUCCCAACUUGUCUUCUCAACCAUUUAUCACUGAGGUGCAGAGACAAUUUCAUCCACCAGAUUCAUUGGUCCAAAAUAUAGAGCAGCAGCUAAGUUCUCAGCUACCUACUCAGACUGAACGUUGCAAUACAGUUGUUGGUAGUACCUCACCUGAUCUGCAUACAAAUCCCCAAGAUGAAGAAUUUCCAGAGUCUGACUGGAGCGAACAUUACUGCCCUGAUGGUAACAAGUACUACUACAACUGUGUCACUUGCGAAAGCAGAUGGGAAAAGCCUGGGGAGUAUGCUUUGUAUGACAAAGAAUCACAGAAGCAACACGAGCAAGAUGAUCAUAGCUUACUUCAACCGCAAUUGUCGUUAUCUUCCUCUCAAGAAGUUUCUCAAAAGCAACAGGAAACAAAUCAUGAUGAUCACAUGCAGUCAGAAACAAGUCCUGUUGUUGAACAGGUGUGAUUUUAUUUUUCUCGUGCUACUGGAGUCACAUAUUGUCAACAUUUUUUUUUUACAAGUACAUAUUGUCAACAAUCAUUGUUAUAUUAUUAUUAUAAAGUGGCCUUCAAAUUGUUACAAAACUAGUGUGCGUUUCUCCGAA